Messenger RNA from Clunio marinus, 3328 nucleotides. The record is from the annotation of a GenBank genome assembly. Lineage: Eukaryota; Metazoa; Arthropoda; Insecta; Diptera; Chironomidae.
CGAGAAUACAAAGAAGAAGUGUAAAGCGGGAAAAAACUAUUUUUAUUUACACACGCGACAGAGGCAAAAAUAAAACAUGAAUAGGGAUUAAAAUGAAGUGACAAAAGCUGACAGAAAUGUGUAAAGAAUUUAUAUGUGUGGAGACAUAAAAAGGAUUACUAAAGAAAAGGAUUACUUUCAACUAUAUGUGACAUUAUGCGAUUUAUUUAGAAAAGAAACAAAAAAAAAUAUUAAAAAAAAAAGAAAUAAAUAAAUCUCGUUUUUGAAAACGUUUGUGCUGGUGUGGUGACAUUCGAGGAUACUCAUUGAAAUACCAAGGAUUAUGCUCACCGAAAUGUUUGUUGGAAAGUAUGUGAGAUUAAAAAUAAGAUUGGAAAUGUGAGUUUAAACAGGAAUUCAAACUGAAGCGCCACAAAAUUGAAAUGAAAGUGAUUACCCGAGGAUUGUGAUGAGAAUAAACGAGAAAAAUACUAAAAUACUACGGAACAAGAGAAAUAAGUUUUUUUUUGAAAUAUUUCAACAAUGAAUGAAUAAAGCAUAUGAUUGCAUUUAUAAUAUAUCUAAAUGUUGAAUAACACAACAACAGAUUGUCGGUGUUCUGAUACAUAGAAGUAAUGUUGGAAAUAAGGAUUAUUUUCUGUAUAUCGCUUCCGUCAAUACUUUUAGCCAUGAAUACAGAUAAUAAAUCACUGAAUAACACAGAUUCUAAUAUCAAGCCAAAAGUUUGGGUGGAGACGGGGCAAAUGCACCAACGAGUCGAUAGCUUAGUAGAUCAUAAUGAAAACGCAAUUCUAGAUGAUAAUAACGAGAAUCAAGUUUCCUGGGUGCGGCGGAGAGAUUGGCAUAUUCUGUCAUCUGGCGAUAGCUUAUACACCAACGAUGCUCGUUUUGUAGCAACACACGAACCAACACAGAGCACAUAUACGUUGCAAAUUAAGUUCGUUCAGAAGAGGGACCAUGGGAUUUAUGAAUGUCAGGUCGCUACAUCAACCGGCGUAAUGUCGCACUAUGCUAGUUUACAAGUUAUUGUGCCCGAGGCAUUUAUUCUAGGAUCAGGAGAGCUUCAUGUAGAUAUGGGAUCAGCAUUAAAUUUAGUUUGUAUAAUUGAAAAGAGUCCAACUCCACCUCAAUACGUAUAUUGGCAACGCAAUAAUCACAUGAUAAAUUACGAUGACUCGAGGCGUGAUGUCUCAAUUGAAACGACGCCUGGUCCAAGAACGCAAAGUCGUUUAAUCAUUCGAGAACCGCAGAUAUCAGAUAGCGGCAACUAUACUUGCAGUGCAUCGAACACGGAGCCUGCCAGCAUUUACGUGACAACACGGCAGCGAUAUCACGAAGAAACACUUCUUCCGAAUUUAGAUGUACAUUUCAAUACGUGUGAGAGGCAUGCUGACACAAAUUGCUUAGCUGUCCCCACAUUCACUGAUUUCUUUCACUUCAUGCAGCAACAACAUUAUUCUCACACAUACUUUCUAGUCCUUUUGACUCUUCAAAAUGAGCUCAUUUUAUGGAGCAUCAAUCAAAAGGAGAUAUAACAAAUAAAGUCUCACCCUAAGUAAUUGGCUUUCUUUUAUUUGGCGUUACAGACUUUUCUCUCCUUCACACAUCGAAUCCCUAAAUGCUUGAUAGAGGGAAAGGAGGAACGAAAGAUACGAAGUAUCAUCUUUUGAUGGCAUCAGCAAAUCAUGUGCAAAACUUUUCUUCAAGAACAAAUAAUAAAUCUUAUGGUUACGGUGCAGGAUUGAGAUGAAAGAAAUUGAAACAAAAAAAAAAACACAAAAAACACAAAAAAAAAUCUUGGGGGAGAAACUACUAGAAGAACUAUUUUUUUUUCUUAACAUCACAAAGUUGGAUUCUCAUGCUAUGAAAAAUGUUCAUGACUUGAAUGAGUCUGAAGGAGUCUGAGUGAACACAAAAAAAAAAUCUCUAAAAGAUAUAUCACGUUACAAAAGCCGAUUUUUCAAACCCAAGAAGCGCAAAUAAAAAAUAUAUAAAUUCGUCUGGAGAAUGAUGGAGCUUAGAAAAGAAUAAUUUCCAAGGAUGAAGACGAAAAUAUCUCGCUGCUUCUCUCUUCAAUUGCUUUAAAUGCAAAACGCAAAUGAAAUUUUUACUUUUAAUGAAUGUUUCUUUUUUCGUUUGAAAGGCGGCGAAUUAUGAAAAAUGAAUCUGAGUAGGAAAAAAGAUGAGAUGGAAAAAAAAAGUUGAAUAUCUACAAACAGAUUAUUUCUUAUUAUGAACUCUUAUCUGUUGAAGUAUGAACCACAAGGCAGAAGCAAAUCCAGUGUUUGUUUGGGAUUGUCCUUGGACGACUUUCCUAAUUUUUUUUCUUUUUUUGGAAUUAGGAAAACAAAAUAAAAAGAAUCUGCCAGUGAAUAAAAGAAUACAAAGUUCUCUCAAAUGCUGUCUCAGCUUGUAUGUGAUUUGAUAUUCUGCCAUUACAUUCGUGUACAAGCAAGAGCAUCUUUUCAUUAUUAUUCUUAUAUUUUAAUAAAAAUCAUACUUUUUUAUCAUUUUUCUUUAUUUAAGCUUCUCUCGACUGAAUUCCAUCGACAAUCUUAUUACUCAGCUUGAAAGCUUGAGGACUUUUUUUAUUCUCAGAACAAAAACAUAGAUAUGAGUGGAAAUUAAAUUGGAUUCAAAUAUCUAAGUGCAUAUAAGCUUAUGAUGGCGUUCCCACCAUCUCAAAGAACGUAGAAAUUCAUCCGAGAACAGAACAUUCCUUAACAUGAAAUGACAAAAUUCGUAAAAUCAUUAUAAGCAUGACAAAAGCAUGUGAAAAUAUAAAAGAAAAAUGCAUUUGUGUGACAUGAGUCAAGAAAUAUUUGUAAGUAUGUUUAAAAUUUAAAUAUACUUAGAUAUCACAUUCAAGAAUGAGAAAACUGUUAUUUGUUAGGAAAGAAAGGACUUUAACAUAUUUUAUUUAUAUGAAAAUGGAAAUGGAAAUGGAAACUUAACUUCGUUAUUCCGUGGAGAAUUCUAUUUAUUUAUAUUUUCCUACGACAAAUAUGUCUGAAAUGUAAACUUUAGUUCCGUGACUUAACUAUGACUAUUCCAUUCAGACCUUAUGUACUUAAAGAAGAUUAUUUGAUUAAGACAUAUUUGAAGUUUUCACUGUAAAUAUUUCACUCUAAAUACUUCUCACAAUUUUCAAAUCUCCUUCAAAACGAAAAGUUCUUUGAAAGUCUUAUUCAUAAAUAGAAAAACAUUGAUAUAGUUAGUUAUUUGACUCGUAACAUUUCAUGUUCAUCAAAAUGUUUGUUUUCUCUAAUGUAUAUAUUUUAUAGUGAAUGAAAAUGAAAAGUAAAUAAAAGCUCCUCGAGUAUUAUCU